Aricia agestis (brown argus) is the source of this 1474-nucleotide messenger RNA. RefSeq lists its product as uncharacterized. Bases 137 to 1381 code for a protein of 414 amino acids. Lineage: Eukaryota; Metazoa; Arthropoda; Insecta; Lepidoptera; Lycaenidae. The record is from RefSeq and is a predicted model, not a curated record. Gene Ontology annotation, molecular function: protein binding. The transcript has 2 exons.
UACUUGGUUUUAAAAUUUUAUAAAUGCGUAAAAAUGUUUUAAAUGCUAGAUAUAAAUUCAGCGCUAAUUAGUGCAUUUAUUAAAAUAUUAUUCAAUAAUCGCUUGCCACGAAAUUAAAUUUUUGAAGACAUUUAAAAUGAGUGUAUCUAUUAUAGAUUUGCCGAGGGAGAUUUUUGCAAAUAUAUUAAUAUCAACAGACGGAUAUACGUUAGGAAAAUGUAGAAGGGUCUGCAGCGGCUGGAAGGACUUUAUAGAUCAGACAGAUAUCUUGUGGGAAAGGAUGUGUAUGAAAGAUUUCAAAUGCUCUUCUCAAAUCGCCAAAAGAAAAUCCGGAAACGAUUGCAAGUGGUAUUAUAUAUAUAGAAACCUAAAACUUUGGUGCGAUUCCAUAAUGCAUGUUAAGAGACUUAAAGAAUUUUAUAAAUUCAAUGUUAACACUUUAGAAGUAAGCUAUGGAGUUUUACCUGUCCGAGACUUAGUUGGUACUGUUCUCUUCGAUACUACAACAUUAAAGAUUAUUCCAAUAACACUACCGGAACGAAACUGUGUAAGAAUUGCUAAUAAUGACAAAGUCACAGUUGUUCUGCUGUCCAAUAGUAAGAUUUUAAUACAACGGACCAUAGAAUCAACUAGUUACACAAACGAAGCAGUCUUUAAUGCAGAAAACUUUGCGCUUAGCAAUGACUAUGUAUAUUACUACAUGAAUAAUUAUAUUUACAAGUGCAAUCUUCAAAGUCCUAAUUUAUCCAGCAUGUUGAUUGUAAAUUGUGAGUACCAAAUAGCGAAUAUAGAACACAAUAACGAGAUAACAUGCAUUUUUACAAAGUGUAAGAAAUUUUUGAAUAUUCUGAAAGAUAAUACAAUAGUUAUAAAACCAGUUACUUGUCCAAAGGAAUGGCUGCCACAAUUAAAGAAUGUGUAUUAUUUCAAUGAAAAAAAUUAUAUAUCAUAUUCGAGAAAUUUAUUCAUAUUGCAUACAGAAAAAGCCUUGCACACAUACAUAAAUUUCCCUCCGAUAGCUUCGUUAUUUUUCUACGGUGACAUUGUUUUGAUCGGCACAAGAAACAGCGAGAUAUUCUUAUAUAAACCAUUUGAUAAAAAGAAAACUAAGCACACAGAGAUAUAUCAGUACAUGAGCUUAUUAGUUAAAUUGCCAGAUAAUAAAAUUCCAAUGAAAAUUGAUGUUUGCGAGCGUAAAUCUGGAUCACUCAUAUUGGUGAUGACUUCGUCUGAUCUCUUCACUAUCGAUAUCAACAUUAGUUACAAUGAUGCGGGAAUCAACACGUCAAGGAUAUACAGCAAGACUCAAAUAGAUAUGUACAAAAGGUUGUUGAAAAUCAAAGAAAGAUUGGACAAAACUACAUACACCGUUAAUAGUUAGAUUUCUUAUACACAAGUAGUGCAUAACCUCAUUUGAAUAAUUGGUGACAUAUUUUUGUUGGAGAACAUAAUUAGUAAUUACCUAAUUAAAAAU